Aureobasidium subglaciale EXF-2481 is the source of this 1097-nucleotide messenger RNA. RefSeq lists its product as uncharacterized. The transcript has 3 exons. NCBI's taxonomy places the organism in Eukaryota, Fungi, Ascomycota, Dothideomycetes, Dothideales, Saccotheciaceae. Gene Ontology annotation, molecular function: RNA binding; protein binding. Gene Ontology annotation, biological process: spliceosomal snRNP assembly. Gene Ontology annotation, cellular component: SMN complex. The coding region runs from base 75 to 1097 and encodes 340 amino acids. The record is from RefSeq and is a predicted model, not a curated record.
CCUGAACAGCCUUUUUCUCGAAUAGCUGUCAUCUUUGCAACCUUCGCUACUUCGUGUCUCAAUAUAUCGCACCAAUGGCCACAGGUACUAAGUCCAAAACCAGCAAAGUAGUCCCUCUGACCUGCCACGGCCACUCUCGUCCCAUCACCCACAUCUCAUUCUCCUCUCUGAGCCCGGCCUCUGUAUCCUCGUCGCAACCACAAUACUACUUGAUCUCGGCAUGUAAGGACAACAACCCCAUGCUCCGCGACGGCCUGACUGGUGACUGGAUCGGUACUUUUGUCGGUCACAAGGGUGCCGUCUGGUCUGCCCGUGUCUCUGCCGACGGCUCCCUCGCUGCAACCGGAUCAGCAGACUUUAGCGCAAAGGUCUGGGACACCUUUACUGGAGAGCAACUGCACACUCUGCAGCACAACCACAUUGUUCGCGCUGUUGCAUUCCCCGCCCUGCAAGACAGACCUACCAGCCUGGCUACAGGCGGCAUGGAGAAGAAGCUGCGUAUCUGGGACCUUACGCGCGCGGGUGUCGCAAACGGCGCUCCGGCGGGAGAUGAGUGCUACGAGGUCGGUGCCGGCGAGCACGGCCAAACAAUCAAGAGCAUCGUGUGGUCGGCCGCAAACCCCAACGUGUUGACCACGGCUUGCGACGACAAAACGCUGCGUUGGUGGGACCUACGAUCGCGUUCGGCGAUUGCGACACACGAGGUUGAUGGAACAAUUGGCUCUUGCGAACUCAACUCGAGUAUCCUGGAUGGCUCGGCAAACGGCACUCUCAGUGUCGCAGCCGGAAAGACCGUGUACUUCUUUGAUGGCGCAAGACCUGGUGCUCUACUCGACUCCAAGACGCUGGAUCAAGAGAUUGCCAGCGUAGCUGUAUGUGGAAGCCAACGUCGUUUCGUAACCGGCAGCGCAAGAGACACCUUCGUACGAGUAUGGGAUCUCGACUCGGGAGCCGAAAUCGAAACACGCAAAGGCCACCACGGUCCCGUCUGGACCAGCGCAUUCUCCCCCGACGGCAAACUCUACGCAACCGGCAGCGAAGACGGUACAAUCAAGCUCUGGAAGGCCACUUCCGAAUCGUACGGUCUGUGGAAGUAG